Eremothecium gossypii ATCC 10895 is the source of this 1422-nucleotide messenger RNA. RefSeq names its product H(+)-transporting V1 sector ATPase subunit H (gene VMA13). Gene Ontology annotation, biological process: proton transmembrane transport. Gene Ontology annotation, molecular function: proton-transporting ATPase activity, rotational mechanism. Gene Ontology annotation, cellular component: vacuolar proton-transporting V-type ATPase, V1 domain; fungal-type vacuole membrane. The transcript has a single exon. Bases 1 to 1422 code for a protein of 473 amino acids. NCBI's taxonomy places the organism in Eukaryota, Fungi, Ascomycota, Saccharomycetes, Saccharomycetales, Saccharomycetaceae. The record is from RefSeq and is marked provisional.
AUGGCCGUGGCUCAGGGGGUUCAAAAGAUUCUGCUUGAUAGCACGCACUUCAACGAUAUCCGCAAUACGAUCAGCUCGAGGCAUGUGGCGUGGGACGCGCUGGUGCGGUCGGCCGAGCUGAGCGAGUUUGACGCGGGGAUUGCCAAGAAGCUCGAGUCGACGUUGUUGAAACACGCGCGCGGCGGCGCGCUGGAUCUGCCGCUGGAACAGGGCGUGCAGGCGCUGGUGCACCUGCUGGCGACGUCGAACAACCUGGAUGCGAAGCGGGCGGUGCUGAACCUGCUGUCGGAGCUGUUCACGAGCGACAAGUACGUGCACGAGGUGCUGCGGUACUUCAAGAAGGGCCCGGAGCUUGUGCGCAAGCUGUACGAGUCGACACUGACGGACAGCGCGGCGGACGACCAGUUCGUGCUGCUGUCGUGCUUCAACGUUGUCUCGCUGCUGAUCCAGGAGGGGCUGCAGAGCGAGGAGCUGGUGGAGGCGCUGGUGUCGAACCCCAACUACCUGCGGGUUCUGACUAAUCUGGAGCGCAUGGAGCUGGCAUACGUGUGCAUUCGCUUGCUGCAGGAGCUGGUGGCCGUGAAGCGGUACCGGAGGCUGGUGUGGAAGCACAGCGCCAAGUUUGUGCCGGUAAUAUUCCAGAUCAUCGACUGGGCGCUGGACGGGAGGUCUUCCACGCGGGUAGUCCCCACGAACAGCAACAACCUUGGCAUCCAGGCACAGUACUACGCGCUGCUGACACUUUGGCUCCUCAGCUUUGAGCCGCAAAUUGCCGCCGACCUGUCCCACACGUAUCUGUCGGAGCUUCUCAAGCUGUUCAAGCUGGUGAAGGUCACAAUCAAGGAAAAGGUUACCCGCUUGUCCAUUGCCAUUCUUCUGAACUGCGUCGCCGCGCAGGUCAAGGGCCGCAAGGCCACCAUAAAAAACCUGCUGUUGCUGGGCUCCGGCUUGCCUAUACUCCAGCAACUGAGCGAGCGCAAAUACAGCGACGACGAAUUGCGCGAGGAUCUGUCCCAACUACACGGUAUCCUCGAAUCGGAGUACCAUGAGUUGACGUCCUUGGAUGAGUACGUUGCGGAACUGGACUCCAAGCUGUUGGUAUGGUCGCCACCCCACACCGACAACACGUUCUGGUCGGAGAACGCGCACAAGUUCAAGGAGGAGAACUGGAAGCUGUUCAAGCAGCUGAUAAACGUGUUGAAGGAGCUCAGCACAUCGCACGAUAGCAGCGACAACGUCGCACUGCAGGUAGUCCUCAACGACAUCACCCACAUCGUGGAGCUACAGCCCGAGUGCGUGGAUAUCCUUGGAAAGCUCAAUGCGAAGGUCAUAAUCAUGGAAUUGCUAAACCACCCCAACUCCAAGGUGAAGUACGAGGCGCUAAAGACCACGCAGGCAUUCGUGGCUAACACGUUCAAGUGA